Polypterus senegalus (gray bichir) is the source of this 2580-nucleotide messenger RNA. RefSeq names its product arylsulfatase H (gene arsh). The record is from RefSeq and is a predicted model, not a curated record. Lineage: Eukaryota; Metazoa; Chordata; Cladistia; Polypteriformes; Polypteridae. The coding region runs from base 324 to 2075 and encodes 583 amino acids. Gene Ontology annotation, molecular function: arylsulfatase activity. The transcript is spliced from 11 exons.
UGGAGGGUCGCGGCGGUUAUGUGUACGUGUGUCUACGUGUAUGUUUGUCUUCCACUUUUAACAUUAGUAACCAAUUAUUGCUGGAAUCCGUAUCUGUUGUAAAUUUCUGGCAUUUUCAGAUUGAGAACCUUUGUUACAAUGUUUUAAUGAAAAGCACACAAUAAUUUAGAAUUCAGCAGGAUCCCAGCACUUAUUAGAAUUCAGAAUGCUUCCUGGUUCUUCAGUCUAUUGCUCUUGACUCUUGGGAACCUAAACCUGCAGUCUGAUGGCAACACAUGAAACAUAAAGGGUUGAAAUUGCAGUGUGACAAAUUACCUUGAAAUAUGGAACACUUUAUGCAUUUCAGAGUUCUGCUGCUGCUGUCAUUUGGUUCCAUUCUGUGGAUGGAAGGGGAAGCUUCUGAGCACCAUGACAAGCCCAACUUUUUGUUGAUAAUGGCGGAUGAUCUCGGCAUUGGUGAUGUGGGCUGCUUUGGCAACACCACCAUCAGGACUCCUCAUAUUGACCAACUUGCUCAAGAUGGAGUGAAGCUCACUCAUCACAUCUCGGCGGCUCCACUGUGUUCUCCAAGCAGGACUGCUUUCAUGACCGGCAGAUACCCAAUCAGAUCAGGAAUGGCCAGUAUAGGAAGAGCUCCAGUUCUGUUGUGGACAGCGGGAUCAGGUGGGCUUCCACCAAAUGAAAUAACAUUUGCAAAGGUCCUUCAAGAAAAAGGUUAUUCUACUGGGAUAGUAGGAAAAUGGCAUCUGGGUGUGAACUGUAAUAGCCGGGACGAUCUAUGCCAUCACCCCAAUAACCAUGGCUUUGACUACUUUUAUGGAAUGCCUUUCACUCUUUUCAGUGAAUGCAAAGAAGGACAUGGAAGGAUAAUCUUACCUGAUGUUAGGAUUUUUAUCUGGAGAAUCUCUGAGAUUAUAGGCUUGGCUAUUCUCACGGCGGUCUCCCUCAGACUACUUGGCCUUUUGUUUUUGAACUGUAAGUUUAUACUACUGCUUGUCCUCGCGUACAUUUUGUGCAUCAGCGCUUGGUACUUACCUUUUCAAUUCAUUAAUAUUUGGAACUGCAUUAUCAUGAGGAACGGUGAAGUCGUAGAGCAACCCAUGGCCCUUGAAACUCUUCCACUGCGACUAUUGAAUGAGGCGGAAGGCUUCCUUCAGAGAAAUAAGGAUAAACCAUUUCUCCUGUUUGUGUCUUUUCCUCAUGUGCAUUCACCUCUCUUUGAGUCUGAGAGAUUUAAGGGGAAGAGCAAGCAUGGCCUAUAUGGUGAUAAUAUUGAAGAAAUGGACUGGAUGACAGGCAGGAUUGUGAAAAUGGUUGAAGAUCUAGGCCUAUCAAAGAAAACAUUUGUUUACUUCACCUCUGACCACGGAGGACAUGUGGAGCAUGCAGAUUCCAGUGGUCAGGUUGGAGGCUGGAAUGGAAUUUACAAAGGUGGCAAAGGUAUGGCAGGGUGGGACGGUGGAAUCCGUGUGCCAGGCAUUAUCAGGUGGCCUGGCAAACUACCAGCAGGGAAAGUUAUUGACAAACCCACCAGUCUAAUGGAUAUUUUCCCAACUGUGGUAAAUAUUGCAAAUGGACAACUCCCUACAGACAGAAGCAUUGACGGCCAUGACCUGCUCCCAUUGAUUCAAGGUGAAGUCCCUCAUUCAAGACAUGAGUUCAUGUUUCAUUACUGUGGCGUAGACAUCCACGCUGUCCGAUGGCAUCCCCGAAACAACAGUGACUCUGUUUAUAAAGUUCAUUUUUUUACUCCAAAUUUUAAUCCCCCCGGAGCGAUUGGCUGCUAUAAUAUAAUGAUCUGCCGAUGCUAUGGUGAGUUUGUCUCUCGGCAUGACCCUCCUCUGGUGUUUGAUAUUUCAAGAGAUCCUUCCGAGAGCUUACCUCUGUCUCCUGAAGUUGAACCACGGUAUUCUGAAAUUUUGCAACGGGUGCAAGAAGUGAUGGAAGAGCACCAGAAAGCCGUCAAACCAGUCCCAAGUCAGUUCACAGUGAGCGAGAUCAUGUGGAAGCCGUGGUUACAGCCAUGCUGUGGGACAUUCCCCUUCUGCUCCUGUAAAGAGUCAAAUGGUUCUUAAUGGUCAUUAGCUGGACUUGGAGGAUGACAAGAGAAACAUGCGGAGGUGUAAUAUUACUGGUGUACACAUUGUUUUUAAAGUCUACAGAUUGUUUAUUACAGAGUUCAACAUUAAUAUAUGUGCGAGAAGGUGUUGAGUUUCUGAAAAUAAAGACUGAGUAUGUGCGUGUGUGGAGGGAGAGGAGUGAGCGUACUGUAUUGCAGCUUAUCCAGAUAGAAAGACCAAAGUAAGGCAUGUCAUAAAUAUGAUGUGUGUUAUAAUUUAAUUAAUGUUAACUUUUGACUGUUAAUAUUUUAGCAGAUGGGUCAACAGUUAAAAGGGCAUGUUUCUAAUUUUGUUUUUAAUUUUCAACCUCAAAUUAAAAUGUACCUGUGUCUUUUCUUUUAUAGCUUUUAUCGAUCAUACAGCCUUUUCAUAUGUCCUAAUCUACUGUACAUUCAGAUUGAAUUUAUUUUAAUUACAUUUUGUACCAAAGGAAUUUUAAUGCAAUUUGUAAUCAUUAAAC